AUGUUGAAUAUUGCUGGUGUUGCAGGACAUAACAUUGCUGCAGAUGAUGAGGUAAAAGAAUUAAUUGCAGUAGGUGUUUCAACAACAACAGAUGAAGAUGAACAAUCACUGCUCCUGCUUAGCCGUUGGAAAUGGUGGUUUUUAGUAGUAAUCAACGUAGCUAUACUCUUGAUGGGUCAAUCUGGUGCAGUCUUGCUAGGGAGAUUCUACUUUGACCAAGGAGGAAAAAGCAUAUGGAUGGCAACACUAGUACAAUCUGUGGCUUUUCCAAUCCUUUUCUUUCCACUUUUCUUCUUCCCUCACUCAGAAAACCUUUCUGUCACCACUGACCUCACCAUAAACUGUUCUACUCACACUGUCAUCAUGGUUUACAUCCUCUUGGGUACCCUAUUAGUUGGAGAUAACUUGAUGUACACAAUAGGGCUUCUAUACCUUCCUGUAUCUACUUACUCCCUUAUCUGUGCAUCCCAACUUGCUUUCAAUGCCAUAUUUUCCUUCUUUAUCAAUGCUCAAAAACUCACCUUGUUAGUACUUAACACAGUGGUUUUUCUCACCAUAUCAGCUUCACUUCUAGCAGUUCAUUCUGACUCCUCAGAGAAUGAAACGAUGAACGUUACCGGGAACAAACACAUGGUUGGUAUUUCGUGCACUAUCGGUGCAUCAGCUGGGUAUGCCCUUUUGCUGUGCCUGAUGCAGGUAUCAUUUGAAAGGGUGUUGAAGAGGGAAACAUUUUCUGUUGUCCUAGACAUGCAGAUUUGGACAUCUUUUGUUGCUUCAUGUGUUUGCAUAGUGGGAAUGUUUGCCAGUGGGGAAUGGCAGGGUUUGAAGGAUGAAAUGAGGAGAUUCAAAGCAGGAAGAGAGGUUUACAUUCUGACCCUUGUUGGAACUGCUUUGGCUUGGCAGAUUUGUUCUGUUGGAGUUGUGGGGUUGAUCUAUUUGGUGUCUUCGUUAUUCUCCAAUGUUAUGAGCAUGCUGAGCUUACCACUUGUUCCUGUUGCUGCAGUUCUUCUAUACCAUGAACAUAUCGAUGGUGUCAAGAUUGCGGCCAUUUUGUUGUCAAUCUUCGGUUUCAGUUCUUAUAUUUACCAAAAUUAUUUGGACGAUACCGAGUCCAAAGCACCAGCAGGAAUUCAUCAUACUGCUACCCCAGAAAUCUCCAUUUCCUGAUAGAUGUUGAAGAUGUUUAGUUUUUCACUACAGCUUUUGGCAAGAAGAAAUGAAUUUUUGAAAUUUCAAAGUUUGAUAUGUU
This is a messenger RNA of Vigna umbellata (rice bean), 1249 nucleotides long. NCBI's taxonomy places the organism in Eukaryota, Viridiplantae, Streptophyta, Magnoliopsida, Fabales, Fabaceae. The record is from RefSeq and is a predicted model, not a curated record.